Molecule: messenger RNA, 1269 nt
Organism: Aspergillus niger
Lineage: Eukaryota; Fungi; Ascomycota; Eurotiomycetes; Eurotiales; Aspergillaceae
Exons: 3
Coding region: 1-1269 (422 amino acids)
Biological process (GO): carbohydrate catabolic process
Molecular function (GO): L-rhamnonate dehydratase activity; magnesium ion binding
Source: RefSeq, a predicted model, not a curated record
AUGGGUUCUACCGGACAAUUUCCCCGCAUCAAAGAGAUCCGCACCUUCAUCAUUGAUGGUGUGGGAUCCGGAGGUGAUUAUCAUAAUGUCAAAGGAGGUCACUGGUUGAUUGACAGUAACAUCUCCACCCCCAUGACUCGCUGGGCACAAUACCGUGGCUCUCGCACAUCAUGGGGUAUUAACGUCCUGGGCUCUUUCUGCGUCGAGAUUGAAGCUACCGACGGGACUAAGGGAUUUGCCACGGGAUUCGGUGGUCCCCCAGCUUGUUGGCUGGUCCAUCAACACUUUGAGCGCUUCCUGCUUGGUGCUGACCCCAGAGAUACCAAUGACCUGUUCGAGAAGAUGUACCGGGGAUCGAUGUUCUAUGGCAGAAAAGGUCUCCCUGUUGCCGUCAUCUCAGUGAUUGAUUUGGCUAUCUGGGACCUUCUGGGCAAGAUUCGCAACGAACCCGUUUACAAGCUCAUUGGCGGCGCUACCCGUUCGCGUCUGGACUUCUACUGCACUGGACCCCAGCCCGCUUCGGCCAAGGCCAUGGGUUUCUCCGGAGCCAAGGUCGCUCUUCCCCAUGGCCCUGACGAGGGUACGGAAGGACUCUUGAAGAACGUCGACUACCUCCGCAAGCAGCGGGAAUCAGUCGGUCCCAACUUCCCUCUGCGGGUCGACUGCUACAUGUCCCUGAACGUUCCAUACACAAUUGAGCUGGUCAAGCGUUGUGAGGCGGAAGGAAUCAACAUUGACUGGUGGGAAGAAUGCUUGACCCCGGAUGACUUCGACGGUCAUGCGCUUUUGAAGAGAGCCCACCCCACUGUCAAGUUCACCACCGGAGAGCACGAGUACUCACGGUACGGUUUCCGAAAGCUCGUGGAGGGCCGUAACUUGGACAUUCUGCAGCCGGAUGUCAUGUGGGUCGGUGGUAUGACGGAGUUGCUCAAGGUCUCCGCCCUUGCCAGUGCCUACGACCUCCCCGUUGUUCCUCACGCAUCUGGACCUUACUCCUACCACUUUGUGGUUUCGCAACCCAAUACACCCUUCCAGGAAUACCUCGCCAACUCUGCAGAUGGACACACUGUUGAGCCCGUCUUCGGAAACCUCUUCCUCAACGAGCCGAUCCCUACUAAGGGAUACCUGGAUGUAUCGAUCCUGGACAAGCCGGGCUUCGGCCUCGAGCUAAACCCUGCUGCGUCUCUUAUCCCAGCAGCUUCAAUUCUCACUCCUGCACCCCAAAAGGCACUGGUUGCUCCAACUGAGAACCAGCAGGAGUCUACUUGA